Molecule: messenger RNA, 1141 nt
Organism: Leptopilina heterotoma
Lineage: Eukaryota; Metazoa; Arthropoda; Insecta; Hymenoptera; Figitidae
Product: fas apoptotic inhibitory molecule 1
Exons: 5
Coding region: 200-739 (179 amino acids)
Biological process (GO): positive regulation of neurogenesis; canonical NF-kappaB signal transduction; negative regulation of extrinsic apoptotic signaling pathway via death domain receptors
Source: RefSeq, a predicted model, not a curated record
CCUAAUUAAAGAUAUUGUUGAAAUUUUAGAAAUGUUAGAAUUCAGGGUGAGUCACCAUUAUUGCGUCCCAAAAAUAUAUUCAAAUUUAUCCAAAUGUAUUUAUUUCUACCUAAUUUCUUUUGCGCCCUUGACUCAUAAGUAAUAGACAAGAUAAUAUUUAAAGGUUUUAACCAAAAUAAGAACUUUGAGGACUCUAGAAAUGUCAGGAUACACGGCCAAGUGGGAAGUGCCUUUAAACGAUGGAAAAACUCAUGUUGUUGAAUUCGAACACGGAACAGCGACUGGGAAACGAGUGGUCAGGGUCAAUGGUGAAACCCUUGUUAAUAGAGAAUGGAUGUUUCGACUUGUUGGAGAUGAAAUUAUACAUCUUGGCAAAAACAAGAUUGUAAUUAGAAUUGAUCCAAUACAUGGAUUGAGAUAUUCUUAUACUUUAUGGGUGAAUGGGAAAAGUUAUGAAAAUUUUAUUCAAACACAAUCAAAACUUUUAAAGUGUUGGACAACAAAUUUACGAGGAGUUCAAUACAGAAUUGUUUUAGAUAAAAAUACACAGGCAAUUUGGAUUAAUGGUACCCAUGAAGAAGACGUUAAGAACGAUUUUGUCGAUGGAGGUGCGGAAAUGGAAUUUUUAAUUGGAGGCUUACCGGCUGUAAUUAGGUCGAAUAACAUUGAAGGAAGAGAAAUAACUUAUAUUCUCUAUAUCGACGAUUUAGAAAUAAAAGAUCAGGAUUUUUCUGAAUAACUAUUAACGUACAACUAAACUAAUAAUUUAACAAAUAUGCAUGAAUUGUAUACAGAUAUUCACUUCUUUGUUUUUGCAUGCCAUUAAUUUGCAACGAGAAUAAUACAACACUAAAUUAAUGUUUUUAAUAUUUGAAAUUUCCGAAAAAUUAAUUUAAAAAUAAAUUGUUUUAAGAGCACCAUUAAAUAUUAAAAAAUGAACUAAAUUCUAGUUAAAAAUUGUGUUGAUUGUUAUUAACAUAUUGCAUAAUGUUUAAAUUUUGUCAGUAUUCAAAAUGGACAAUAUCUUAUGUACAUUGUAUGAAAAAGUGCCUUUUGCUUGUAAAGGAUUCUUAUAGAGCAUUUCUAGUUUAUAAAAUACUCAAUUUUGGUAUUAAUAAUUAUAAUAAAUAAACAUUUUUGG